AUGGACGGCAUCGACUGCGCGCUCUGUCGUUUCCGCCAACAGACACCCGAAGACCCCCUGCACUUUGAACUCCUCACCUACGACGAGGUGCCCCUCGAGCAGACCAUCAAGAAGCGCGUCAUGAACAUGAUUCUGCACAACACCACCACGCCAGAGGAGCUCUCCGAGGUCAACGUCCUCCUGGGCGAGACCUUUGCCGAUGCCGUCAAGGUGUUCUGCAAGAGAAACAACGUGGACCUCCAAAACACCGUCGAUGCCAUUGGCUCCCACGGACAGACCAUCUGGCUGCUGAGCAUGCCCGAAGAGGGCCAGACACGCUCCGCACUGACCAUGGCCGAGGGCUGCUUUCUCGCCGCACGGACGGGCAUCACCACGGUUACGGAUUUCAGGGUGUCAGACCAGGCAGCUGGUCGUCAGGGCGCGCCGCUCAUCGCCUUCUUCGACGCCCUCGUCCUGCAUCACCCGACCAAGCUGCGCGCCUGCCAGAACAUUGGCGGCAUAGCCAACGUCUGCUUCAUCCCGCCCGACGGUCACGGCAAGCUCAACGACGGGUUCUUCGAUUUUGACACGGGUCCCGGCAACGUCUUCAUCGACGCCGCCGUCCGCUACUUCACCAACGACGAGCAGGAGUAUGACAAAGACGGCGCCAUGGGCAAGGCCGGCACGGUGGACCAGGCGCUUGUGGACGAGUUUCUCACGACGCACCCCUACUUCCGCAAGGAGAUCCCCAAGACGACAGGCCGCGAGGUCUUCCGGGACACCAUCGCGCACGACCUCAUCAAGCGCGGUCUCGCCAAGGGCCUCACGCAGAACGACAUUGUGGCCACCAUCACCCGGAUAACCGCCCAGGCCAUCGUGGAGCACUACCACCGCUACAUGCCCACCGCGUACGGACCGCUGGCUGAGAUCUACAUGUGCGGCGGGGGCGCCUACAACCCCAACAUCACAGAGUACAUGCAGGCGGCCUUUCCCGAUACGCGCAUCGUUCUCCUCGACGAGGCGGGUAUUCCAGCCGGGGCCAAGGAGGCCAUCACGUUCGCCUGGCAGGGCAUGGAGGCCAUUGUCGGCCGCAGCAUCCCCGUCCCGAACCGCGUCGAGACACGGCAGGAGUAUGUCCUCGGCAAGGUCAGCCCCGGCGCGAAUUACCGCCAUGUCAUGAAGAAGGGUAUGAACUUUGGCGGUGAUCGGGAUCACAUCAGUCCUGUGAGGGAGAUUGUCAACUAUGUCGACGGAAAGGUGUUUGAUAACAAGACGUGA
Molecule: messenger RNA, 1257 nt
Organism: Emericellopsis atlantica
Lineage: Eukaryota; Fungi; Ascomycota; Sordariomycetes; Hypocreales; Bionectriaceae
Product: Anhydro-N-acetylmuramic acid kinase
Exons: 1
Coding region: 1-1257 (418 amino acids)
Biological process (GO): peptidoglycan turnover; amino sugar metabolic process
Molecular function (GO): ATP binding; phosphotransferase activity, alcohol group as acceptor
Source: RefSeq, a predicted model, not a curated record